CGCGCGGUGUGGUGUGUGUGGCUGCCGUGGCGUGGCGGCCAUAUCUGCGGCCUGCGGCCGUCAUGGUUUGCAGAUUGGGUCGCUGCCAACGGGGGCCCAAAUUGGCAGUAACUAUUUCUGUGUGUGUUGGUGAUGAUGAUGGUCAUUCACGUAUUUGCAGGUUUAUAUUUUUGGGCGGUUAGUUUAGGAUGUAUCUCAGAGUACAGUCUGUGCAGUUGUGUGCAGUUGUCUCUACUCUUCUCCCCGUCCUCGAAAUAGGUCCCACCCCCAACCCCAAUUCCCUCGCUCCCCAGGCGGUGUCUCGGGCACCGCCUAAACAAAAAAGCAAAAUAAAGGGGGCGGGCGCGAGGAAGGGAGGGGGGCAGGUGAUAAGCACGGAGAGGAAUUACAAUCGUCACCUCGGUCCUUCACCGAGGUUUUUGAAAAUGUCUCGGAGCCCCCCAAUCCCAAUCUCCGCCCACCCCCUACCAUCAGCCAGCGCACAGGAGGAACACGGUUUGAUCUACGACAACUCACCCCCACCCCAACCCCACCGAUGCCCGUCCGUCCGUCCGUCCGUCCCUCUCACAAUGCAGACAUCGGCAAGGAGAUGGGGCACAAUGCCUGACCGCAGCGCGCGAGAUGGAGUUUCAGGCGGCGAAGGGAGGGAGGGAGGGAGUACCCGCACCGUUGCGUGGGGCGCAGGGUAGGGCGGAGCAGCGCGAGACAGGAGUGUUGUCGAUUGAGGCUGGGCGGGCGAGUGAACAUCCAUCCUGGAGCCAUCAGGACAUCAAGGCAACCAACACAAACCCCCGAUCAGCAAAACGGCGACGCGCCCACCGUGCUGCAUGCCUCGCAGCCCGCCUGCGUCAAGGGCCUGCGCCUGCAAUGGUUUGUCGCCGUGUCGUGUCGCAGCCGACGGUUUCGGGCGAGAUGCAGCGCAUCCCAGCGCUGGUGUUUGCAGUGCCCAGACCGGAGCGGCCCAAGGCAGCUCAGCUUGGGACCCAAGUCGGGCGCGAGCCAGAUACCUCCCUCCUCUCCUGCCCUUUCGGCGCCGACGAAUGGGCGACCCCGACGCCAGCAAGCGGUGUGAGGCCCCAAAGGCCGCUUAUCCGCUCUCGGCGGUCCUGUGACCAGAACCUCAUGCGCGCACCCGCAUCCGACGGUGUGCGCACCGCUGCACACCACCGUGCCGAGCGUGCAGGUGCAUGCGCAGCGCAGGGUGGUCAAGGCCCAACCCGCUCACGCACCCGCUGCACGAAGCCGCGUCGCCGCCGCCACGAACAUGCCUAA
This is a messenger RNA of Pseudogymnoascus destructans, 1272 nucleotides long. RefSeq lists its product as uncharacterized. The transcript has 3 exons. Bases 622 to 1272 code for a protein of 216 amino acids. The record is from RefSeq and is a predicted model, not a curated record. Lineage: Eukaryota; Fungi; Ascomycota; Leotiomycetes; Thelebolales; Thelebolaceae.